AUGUUGGAAGCAAUCGAAUCAUUGCUGGCAGAGUAUUUCCCGACGUUGAUCGUCGUGUGUCUCAUCGUCGGCACAUAUCUCUACAUGAACAGACCUCCUCCACCUCCUCCCCAAUCAAGCAAGCCAAAGAAGCCUGCUCCAGCGAUCGCCAAACAAGAGAAGAAGCCAAGAUCAGAGUCAGCAGAGAAGGUAUUGAAGAUCUUCUUUGGAACACAAACUAGGACUGCUGAGGACUUCUCACAUGUGAUUGAGAAGGAGGCCAAGAAAUUGGGCAUCCCAUGCGAGGUCGUCGAUAUGGAGGGCUACGACCCAGAGGAGCUCGCCAAUGAGUACUUUGUCAUGUUCUUGGUGGCCACGCACGGUGAGGGCGAUCCCACUGACAAUGCCAAGGAGUUCUACACAUGGAUCACGAGCCAGGAGCGCGAGCCUGGCAUGCUGAACGGCGUGCCCUUCACCGUGUUUGGUCUGGGCAACAAGACCUACGAACACUUCAACGCAGUCGCCCGAGUGUUUGAUCGUCGUCUUGAAGAGUUGGGAGGCAAGCGCAUCUACGAGAGAGGUGAGGGCGAUGAUGAUGCCACCCUCGAGGAGGACUUCCAACAUUGGAAGAAGAACAUGUGGGUCUCUGUCUGUGAGUACCUUGGCUACGAGUUGAAGUUGGACGAAGACGACAAGUUUGUACCAAGAUUCAGAAUGAUCAAGCUCACUGAAGAGAACGUUGACAUGAACAACUCUUACAUCAAGGUUAGAGCACCAAAGCCAAAGCCCAAGUUGUCAUCAUCAGGUUCAGUUGUAUAUGACAUCAAGAACCCAUACCUUGCAACAGUUGUUGAGAACAAGGAACUUCAUUCGAGCGAGUCUGAUAGAUCAUGCAAGCAUCUCGAGUUUGAUAUUGGCGACAACAUUAGUUAUUCAGUUGGCGAUCAUCUUGGAAUAUACCCAAUCAAUGAGAAGAUGUUGGUGGACCAGCUGCUCGAACGCCUGGGCGUCGACGGCGAAACAUACUUUGCUCUCGUCCCACAUGACAAGGCUGGCUCGGUGAUCGAAGCUUCGUUCGGUCCAAUGACCGUUCGCAAGGCAUUCUCCGAGUACUUGGACAUCACCAACCCACCCCGCAAGGCAGUGCUGCGUGCUCUUGCCGAGUACACCUCGGUCGAGGAGGAGAAGAAGCGUCUCAUCCACCUGACGACUGAGGAGGCAUCCGAAGAGUACAACCAAUUCAUCAAGCAAGACUUUAGAACGAUUGGCGAGCUGCUCCAGAACUUCCCUGGCGUCAAGCCACCCAUCGAGCACAUUCUCGAGUUCCUGCCACGUCUGCCCGCGCGCUACUACUCAAUCUCGUCGUCAUUGAACGCCACGCCCGGUCGAGUGACAGUGACCUCGGUCGUUGUCAACUUCACCACCAACACCAGCCGCUUCCACAACGGCGUGUGCUCCACGUGGAUGACCAACUUCAAGGCCGGCGACAAGGUGCCCAUAUUCGUUCGCGAGUCUCACUUUAGACUGCCCACCUACUUCUCACCCAAGACCACCGUGGAGACACAACAGCAAUCGACACCACCACCCAUGAUCAUGGUCGGACCAGGCACAGGCUUCGCGCCGUUCCGCGGCUUCCUGAUGGAGAUCCAGCACAAGAGACAGCAGGCCAACGUCACCGAGCCAUUCGAGAGCAUUCUGUACUUUGGCUGCCGUGGCAAGAACAUCGACUACCUAUACAAGGAGGAGCUGGAGCAGCACCUGUCGUCAGCGACGUUGAAGGAGCUGUCCGUUGCAUUCUCACGAGAGAGCGCCGAGAAGGACUAUGUUCAGCACAAGAUGGCGCAGGACAAGCAAAAGUUAUGGGACUAUCUGUCCAAGGGCGCCUACUUCUACGUGUGCGGUGACGCCCGCAACAUGGCCAAGUCUGUCCAACAGACUCUGAUUCAAGUGAUCAAAGAAUGUGGUUUCAAGGACGAGAAUGCUGCCAUCCAGUACAUUGAGGACAUGCAAAAGACUGGAAGUUGUAGCCAGAGAUGA
Molecule: messenger RNA, 2016 nt
Organism: Acytostelium subglobosum LB1
Lineage: Eukaryota; Evosea; Eumycetozoa; Acytosteliales; Acytosteliaceae
Exons: 5
Coding region: 1-2016 (671 amino acids)
Cellular component (GO): cytosol
Molecular function (GO): NADPH-hemoprotein reductase activity; FMN binding; flavin adenine dinucleotide binding
Source: RefSeq, a predicted model, not a curated record